Messenger RNA from Papaver somniferum (opium poppy), 579 nucleotides. RefSeq lists its product as uncharacterized. Lineage: Eukaryota; Viridiplantae; Streptophyta; Magnoliopsida; Ranunculales; Papaveraceae. The record is from RefSeq and is a predicted model, not a curated record. The coding region runs from base 1 to 579 and encodes 192 amino acids. The transcript has 2 exons.
AUGGAAUGGAGUCGAGUGACUGAGAUGGAGGAAGCUGUAGUUGCUGAUGAAACGAUGGAUAGUGCUGCAACUCGAGAAGAUAAGGAAAAUGCAUGGGUUGGAAAUGAGCAUGGAGUUGUUGUGGGUGGUUCUUUCCGUCCUGAUAUGGACACUCACUUGAAACAUUCAGAAAUCACUCUCAGCACCUUAAAGAAACAUACAUUGUUUGCCAAGAUCAACAAGUGGUCUUUUGGUCAGGAUAAGGUUGAAUAUCUGGGUCACAUCAUAUUUAAGGAGGGAGUAGCAACAGACCCUGUAAAGAUUGACUGCAUGUUAAAGUGGCCUACUCCUGUUACUUUGAAAGAGCUCUGGGGAUUCGUAGGGUUGACUGGGUAUUACAAAAAGUUUAUGAAGAACUAUGAGGUCAUUUGCAAGCCAUUGACAGAUUUACUGAAAAAGGAUAACUUCCAUUGGAACACUAAUGCCCAAGUAUCUUUAGAUACUCUCAAGAAAGCUGUAACUUCCACCCCAGUGCUGGUCUUACCUGAUUUUUCAACAUACCCCUUGAGGUUGAGACUGAUGCAUGUGACACAGGGAUAG